Messenger RNA from Plasmodium reichenowi, 2280 nucleotides. RefSeq lists its product as hypothetical. Gene Ontology annotation, biological process: snoRNA localization; box C/D snoRNP assembly; maturation of LSU-rRNA from tricistronic rRNA transcript (SSU-rRNA, 5.8S rRNA, LSU-rRNA). Lineage: Eukaryota; Apicomplexa; Aconoidasida; Haemosporida; Plasmodiidae. The transcript has a single exon. The record is from RefSeq and is a predicted model, not a curated record. Bases 1 to 2280 code for a protein of 759 amino acids. Gene Ontology annotation, cellular component: nucleus; pre-snoRNP complex.
AUGAAUUAUUUAAAAGAUCCAUAUGUCGUAAACAACGAACAUGAGAUAAAUAGAAAUAAUUGUUACUUACACGAAGAAGAAAAAAAAAAUAUAAAUGUACAACAAAAGGAUUUUAUAAAUGUACAACAAAAAGAUUUUAUAAAUGUUGAACAAAAAGAUUUUAUAAAUGUACAACAAAAAGAUUUUAUAAAUGUUGAACAAAACGAAUUUAUAAAUGUUGAACAAAACGAAUUUAUAAAUGUUGAACAAAAAGAUUUUAUAAAUGUUGAAGAAUCUAUUCCUCAAAAUAAUGAUAUAUGUUCAAGAAAAAGAUACAUAAAUUAUAAUAAUUUUAGUGGACCUUAUAAUAUACAUAACAAUUUUUAUAAUCAUUAUAAAAAACAAAAAAAACAUUACAACGCUAAUAAUUUUUAUCCAAGAAAUAAUAUAUUUUGCCAUAACCAACAAAAUGGGGUAUACCAUAUGAACAUAAAUAAUAUAAACGUUUCUAAGAAUGGUUGUAUUAUGAAUAAAAUAACGAAAUCAUUUGAAAAAAAGAAACAAAAGAAAAGCUCUUCACAUGGAUUAUAUAAACAUGUGAAUGAUACCACAACGUGUCUAUUAGAUAAUCAAAUAUAUGAACCGAAAAAUUUGUAUUUGAACACUGAUUCGUUUGUAGAUUGUGAACAAAAUAAAAAUGACUCAAAAAAGCAUAGAAAUAAUAAACAUGUAAGGGAUUGUGAAUAUGUUUAUAAUAGUGAGUUUGGACAAAAUUCUGAUGAGGGUGUUUCUUCUUUAUCAUGUGAAGACAAAUCUAUACACAAUCCUGUGAAACGAUCUUUUACGUUGAAUGACAAGAAUGCUGGUUCUGGUCAUUUUUUAAAUGAAAGAAUUGUGGAAAAUAUGAACUAUCAUAAUAACAAAUAUGAAGAUAGUAAAAACCAUGUGAGUAAUAAAUGUAUUAAUGACACCUAUUGUAAUAAUAAUAAUAAUAAUAAUAAUAAUAAUAAUAUAUAUGUAAAAAACGAGACGUGUAAUAAUUUUGUACCCAAUAAUCAUACAGAAAGAUAUGAAAAGAAUUGUGCACAUGUUAUCGAAAGAGAAGAAGAUAUAAUAAAACAUAUAACAAAAUAUAAUGAAGAAGGAAAAAGGAAAAAAAAAAGAAAUAUGGAUAUAUUGUCAAAAGAUGAGAUUUUAAAAGAUGCUAUAGAAUAUUUCCAGAAAUGUUCAUCAAGAAAUAUUGAUAAGGUAAAUUAUGAUAGUUCAUAUGAAGAUGAAAUGAAAAUAAAAAAUCUUCACCUUAAAGAAAAUAUGUGUUAUGUAUGUAAAGAAAAAGAACAUAUUUAUAAAUGCCCAUAUUGUGAAACUUGUACAUGUUCAUUAGUAUGUUCAAAAAAUCAUAAAAAAAUUUUUAAAUGUACCCAAAAGUUGAAAAAAAAUUUAAAAAUAAAAAAUGUUAGUAAAGGCAAUUUUGAUGAAUCCAUAUUAUAUAAAGAUUUUCUUUAUUUACAAAAUAUUGAAACUAUAAUACGAGGAAAUUAUAAAUAUAUCAAAGUUAAGAAUUAUGAAACUACAAAUAUAUGGUUAUUACAUAAUAAAAUAUUAAUUAAAUUAUUAAAAAAAAGAAAAAUUAUCUUAUUAAAAGCUCCUAUAUUUACAAAAAUACAUAAAGAAAAUAAAACAUUCAUAUAUAAUCAUAUUCUUUUCUGGACUAUCAAAAUAACAUUUGUUAAUCUUAAUAUUAGGAUUUUAUAUCAUGAAAUAAAUGAAAAUCUUACAUUUUUACAAAUUAUUCAAUAUUUAUGUUCUAAAAUGGAUAAAUUACAAACAAAAAUUUUUAUCUACCUUCAAAAUGUUAAAUCAAUAUAUGUAUCUUUGAACAAUGAACAACCAAAUAAACGAAGGAAAAAUCUAAAUCAUCAUCAAAAUAAAAACGAAAACAAUAAUUAUAAUAAUAAUAAUAAUGCAUGUGAUAUGAAAAAAUAUUGCUCCGUUCAGCAAGUUCUGAGGAAAUCAUUGUGGGGAAAAUCAUUUUAUGAAUACCCUCAUUUUCAUAUAGAAAUUUUAUAUGAAGAUAAUAAACCGAUUGUAAAUCCUUUGUAUGAGCUUGAGCACAAAAAAGAGGAGGAGAACCAACAGAAUUGUCAACAGGAAGGAGGUAUAGGGAAUAACAUUUAUAUGAGAGAAGGUGGUGACGAUAAUAAGGAAGGUGACGAGGAUAAUAAGGAAGAUGACGAGGAUAAUAAGGAAGAUGACGAGGAUAAUGAUGAAGGUGACGAGGAUAAUAAGGAAGAUGACUAG